Molecule: messenger RNA, 582 nt
Organism: Terrapene triunguis (Three-toed box turtle)
Lineage: Eukaryota; Metazoa; Chordata; Testudines; Emydidae
Gene: MYL7
Product: myosin light chain 7
Exons: 7
Coding region: 1-582 (193 amino acids)
Biological process (GO): heart contraction; cardiac muscle tissue development
Cellular component (GO): cytoplasm; myofibril
Molecular function (GO): calcium ion binding
Source: RefSeq, a predicted model, not a curated record
AUGUGGCUGCACACGACUAGCUCGAAGCCGGGGUUCGACCUCACCUCCCGGCGCUGUGCUGCUAGCCGGAAAGCCGGGACCCGAAGCAAAGCUGCUGCCAAGCGUGCCCAGAGGGGCUCCUCCAACGUCUUCUCCAUGUUCGAGCAGUCUCAGAUCCAGGAGUUCAAGGAGGCAUUCAGCUGCAUCGACCAGAACCGUGACGGCAUUAUCACGAAAUCAGACCUGAAGGAGACCUAUUCCCAGCUUGGGAAAUUGAACAUGAAGGACGAGGAGCUGGACGAGAUGCUGAAGGAGGGGAAGGGCCCCAUCAACUUCACCGUCUUCCUCGCACUCUUCGGGGAGAAGCUGAAUGGCACCGACCCGGAGGAAUCCAUCCUCAACGCUUUCAAACUCUUCGACCCCGACGGAACCGGCCACGUGAACAAGGAUGAGUUUAAGCAGCUCCUGCUGACCCAGGCAGACAAGUUCACCCCGGAGGAGGUGGAGCAGAUGUUCGCGGUGACGCCCAUCGACGUGGCAGGAAACAUUGAUUACAAAUCCCUCUGUUACAUCAUCACCCACGGUGACGAGAAGGAGGACUGA